CCUCGGGGCCGCUUGGUGGCGCUCGCGCCCCGCAGCAGGGUCGGGGCCCCGCGCCGCCGCGCGCCUGGUUGCCAUGGUUUCCGCAACCCGGAAGUGCCGCGGGGGGGAGGCCGGUGCUCAGCCCAGGCCGCCGCGGCCGCUCCCCAGCCCCGCUGCUCACUGGGGCCUCCCCGCCGCCCUCCCGCCAUGGCCCGGGGGGCCGGCGAGGCGGCCGCGGAGGGGGAUCUGGGAGAUGACAGCCUGUCUGUGAUAACCUGUGAAUCGGAUACAGAAAGGAAAUUGAAGAAGAAAAUUUUUCACAAGCCUCCAAAAUCACCGAAGUCCCCAUACAGCUCUAGCACACAACUGUACCCUAAAAAAGCUGCACUUUGGCGAUCUCUGCAGGGAACAGGCAGCGCACGUCUCGAGAGUGCAGCUGUAAAAAACCCAAGGCAGAUGUGGCUGGGAUCACUGAAACAAGGAAUGAGCCAUCCUCUAAAAUCAGAUGUUGACAUGGGGCAUAUGCGAACUAACGUUUCUAGUAGCACCCCGGAAUAUUUGAAGGAAGCUCUGGGAAUGAAGAAGCCAAAACAUUCCCGUUCUUCUAGUAAUGGCUAUGUUCCUGGAACUCCUGACUACAAAGAAAAAGAAGAUAUGUAUGAUGAGAUUAUAGAACUGAAGAAGACAAUACAAGCUCAGAAAAACGAGGGAGAUCGAAUGAAAACGAAGCUCCGUCGACUAGAAGAAGAGAAUAAUAGAAAGAAUAAACAGAUUGAACAACUGUUGGAUCCUUCCAAGGGCUCUGAGCUGGCACGAGCUUUGUCAGAAAAGAGGACUGAUAACGGAUGGGUGGUUAAUGGCUUAAAGCAGAAGAUUCUCAAGCUAGAACAACAGUGCAAGGAGAAAGACAACACUAUUAACAAAUUCCAGGCAGACAUGAAGACCACUAAUUUGGAAGAAGUGAGGAUAGCUAUGGAAACCUACUAUGAAGAGGUUCAUCGUCUCCAACUCCUGCUGGCAAAAUCCGAGACUAUGAGGAAAAAUACAGAGGGCAGAGAUACCCAAAAACGACUCAAGACACUGAAUGCUGCUGUCCUGAGGUUAUCCAGGAACAUCACGGAGUUGCAGAAUGAGAAUCGGAGGCUGAAAGAAGAUCUAGAUCAUGUACUGAGCAGUUCUCCUCCUUCCAAUAAAACAAAAAAUUAUAGCGAGUGGAGCAAACAGAGGCUGGUGAGGCGGAUCUCAGAACUAGAAAAAAAAGUCUGUGCCAUGGAGAACACCAGGGUGUCGUCAGCAGAUAGUGGGUCGUCACAGUCGCUUGCUGCGUCAUCUUCACCUUCUGUAGACCUGGAUCAUCCAGCCCCUCAACAGGUGGACCACGCCGAGGAAUGUCGUCACCUCCGAGGGCUGGUGAAGAAACUGAAGAGCGAUAGGGAGACGCUUCAAAAUCUCCUGCUCAGUAAAGAAUUAGAUAUCAAGCAGUUACUGCAGGCUAAGGCUGAGUUGGAGCUGGAGCUGCAGAAGUGGCAGAAUAAGAGGGAAGAAAAGACUACAGAAGAGCAGACUUUAAGACAUAGUGAAGAAAUCCAGAACCUGACACUAAAAGUAGAGAAGUUGGAGUCAAAAUUGGAGGAAGAGAAGAGACAAAUGGCCAAAGAUGCAAUGGAAAAGCUUAAUAAGUCUUUACCAGUCUGCACGGUUAAAGGCAAAGAUGGUCACAGGAAGGAACAAGCAGCCAAAAUCAUCCAGAGACAGUGGAAGAGGUAUCGAAACAAGAAAGAAGAAAUUGCUCUGGAUGAGGCAGUUGUUACGCUUCAGGCAGCUUUCAGAGGACAUUUAGCUCGACAGAAACUGCUACUGAAUAACAGGAUGCAUGAUUCAAAAUCUCACAACAAGAUCUCCUCCAUGUCUCCUGUGGCGAGCUCCUUGAGCUUGUCUUCUGAUUGUGAAGAGAAAGAUGAGAUUGUGACAUUCAUCCAGUCCAUUUUCAGGGCUCACUUAGCACGAACAGUGCUGCUUGAGGGGAGGCCUUCUGUGUCCAGUGCACCAAGUGAGAAAGCAGAUUGUGCAGUUUACAUUACCGAGAAGAAACCGGUCUCAGCAGCACUCCAGAGACCUCCUUCAGUCUUCACGUCAUCUCUUCCUGCCAGGUCCUCUGAGCAGCGGUCGCAGCCCCCUCCUCUGUCUGCGGACGAAGCUCACUCAGACGAUUCAGAUGAUAUUGUUAUUGUCUCGCCGUUGUUGCAGAUGAAGAAAAACUACGCCCACUUUUAAGUUUUGGUAACAGACUCUGGUGAUCUUGAGUUAUUUGAUUCACAAAAUUAUUUGUAGCAAGAUAAAGCAUAUCAAAGAUGAACAAAGGGGGAAUAUCAGCCCCUUUUUAAUGACAGUUGUCAUUAUUUCAGCUAUAUAUCGGACUUCAUGGCUAAAAGCCGCUGCCUGACUGUUAACCUGGUAUGCAGAGAGUUUGGAUUUAAAAACUAAAACAGAACACUUGAGUGUUUGGUCUCACAAUGAGGAUUAUAAAUUCAACUGCCAAAUUUAAAUGAAAGCAAUAAAGCCUUAAGCUAUUUCCUGUCAAACAAAGUUUUGGUUCAGGUUGACUAAAAUAAUUCAUUUAAUUGGAAAGUUGUUAAUGACAUGGCUUCAAUUUUCAGCCUGUCUACGUGAAGGAGAACAGCUUGUGUUUCUUACCAGGUCCUCUCUAUUUAAAAAUUUUACUGUAUCAUAUUUUAAUAUCUUUGUUUAUUUUUAUACUGAACACUUACAGUCUGCGCAGACCUUGUAAAGGCUUUUAGAAAGCCAUUUCCUUGUCAUAGGGCUAUUCUAGGGCUACUAUAUCAGCAGGGUUUUCUUAUUUAUUGCUUUUUCCAAGUGUGCUUGCUAUGGUCUGUGUAGUACCAUUUUGUAUUGGAAAUGUCCAAUCAUAUCAUAAAUUUUUGUAUUUGUCAGCGAAGGUGUGUAAUAGCAGGAGCGUUCUGUGAAGGAUGCCCUUGUGACUCCUUUUUCUGCUUCCCUAUCACAACUGAGUGGAUUAUGCAAGGACAUCUCUAAUCGUGAAAACAUUUGACGCAGGAGAUGAGUUGCUUUAUGUCCUGUUUUUCGCUUAUGUCACUUGACUGACUGACACUUUCACCUAACUAGAUUGCUCAUACUCUGAGCACUGAGGGGUUUUGAGUCCAAUGUUGCUUUGCUGUUGUUGAUCUGUCUUCUCGGUACUACUUUGCAUGUGUGCAUUAUGAAAAUAUAUAUAUAUACACAUAUAUAUGUUUGUACUGCAAGUGCUCAGUGAGUCCAGUCACAGGCUGGGAGAAGGAUCACCUUCUGCCAUCGGGUAAAGCUGCGAGGCUGGCUGCUGAAAACACUCUGUUCUGAGGGGUGCGCAUCAGGAUGAGCAUAAUAUGCAAACCCAUGCAGUUUGGUUUAGGAACAGAAGUGGUCAGUUGGAUUAUGAUUCUAGACUGCGUCUAGAAAUAACACUGUUUGACAAUAUCAUUGUCCAUGGAAGGACCAAAGACAUUAUGGGCUGCAGAGGACAUGGUCAGAUAGGACUUUCCAGAUCCUUUAUGCAGACUGUACUUCUUGACUGGAAGCAGGACCUUAUAGUUCCUACUAUCAUGCCAGUAUCUUUCAUAGGCAUUAAAAUGUGCAUGUAGGUUGUUGGUUUUUUUUAAGGUGAACUAGAUAAAUUAUAUGAGAUUUACUAGGAGGAGAAUUUAAUUUUACAACAUACAGUGGAAUUUUUGUGGAGACCCGAAUGGUGUCUUUGUCAUCAAGGAGUAAUAAAGCCUCCUGUAAACAGAAAGCACACUUUUAAAUGUUAAGAUUUUUAUCUCCUUUUCCCUCUUCUUUUUUAAAUUAAAAAUCAGUCACCGCUGUUUUGCAGAAUACUAAUAAGUCAGAGCUGUCUCAGUUCUUUGAUUUCAAUGAAACACUAUCUGAGGCUUAUCACAGUUCAUGCCAGUACUUGCAGCCAAAGAGGAAACUGGAUGGGUGCAGCACAAUGCAGCUGAUUUCACUUAAUCCCAUCAGUAGAAAUGCUGCCUGUGCUAUUUCCAAAGGCGGUUUUGGGAGCUCUCCAUACCCAAAGCAGUCUGAAGAAUGGCAUGCUCCUGGUGGGCAAAUUUUUCCUGCUUCUACUUCAGUCACAUGCCUGUCAUCUGCAGAAAAUAUUUAAAUAUAUAUAUAUAAAUGAAUAAAAAGGAUAGAAUCCUCUUGGCAGAAGCUGCGACCUGUUGCCCUCUUUUUCUGGAAGUCAUGUUAUGAAAAAGAGUCAUUUUGCUAAAUAGGAGUGGGACUGUAUUGAGUUGCUUAUGUAUAACGUUUCAGGUCUGUAACUUUGCCUCUGUCACCGAUACCUCCAGAGAGUAACUGGAGCUGAUAGAAAAUACCUACCUAGCUGUUACCCUAUAGGGAAAUAUGUGGGUAGCAAAUAUAAUGAAGAUUACAUUCUUUUACUUUACUGUGCUAUAAUAACCAAUAUUAAAUUAUUAAGAAGUAGAUACAGAGUAGAAAGACUUGCAUAUAAACUGAGCAGUAGUGCUGUCAGCAGACAAGUUCUGGGAUAGAGCAGAGAUGGUAUCUUGGUGUGACCCAAAGGCACAGACAGAAAUCAGGGUGAAAAAGAGCAGAUGUUUUCUGGGAUGAAUGAAAAUGUGUCUAGAGCUUCCUAAAUUUGAGUCUGCUAUCUCAUAGCCAUGAAAAAUCUGAGAACUAGAGUCGGCCUUCAAACUCCUGUCUUAGUUUGGCAGAUAACUAUGUGGUCACUGCACAUCAAAAGUUUGACGUGGUAGAGUAGAAAGAGAAACCUCCACUGUAUUAGUAGCCUUUAAUGUUGUUUUGUUAUAUACUGUAAUGGAAUGUGUGGAAAGGAGUAGUAAUUGACAUUAGGUUUCAUACUGUGGUUAUCUGUCUGAAUGCCAGCACCUGUAAAUUAGGGAAGAAGUGGGGAACAAUGAAGGAAGAAAAAGUUAAUUUUUCCAAUAAAUGGUGUUUUUCUUAACAGGGAUCUGAGGAUGGUAAAAAUUGGUGUGGCCCAAUACAAACAUAGUCAGUUUCUGAGAAACACGUCUUCUGUAGAAAGCACUGAUAACCUUGUGGGGGCGUCAAGGUCUUGAAUGAAAAUUAAACUCCAGUGUAACCUGUGUAAUCUAGCAGCACACUUUCCAUUCUACUGAUAUGGGAUAAUGUUGCCUACUUAAAACCUUUUGCAAUUUAUAGUAGUGUUAGAGAUCGUGUGUGACCACAGGGAUCUGACUUUCAUGGGGUGUUAUCUCUCUUGAUCUCUUUUUGCCCGUAAGUGCCUAUGCCUGUACACCUUCACUGAGGCAUCAGGACCUGAAUACUGUAUUUUCUUCUGCAUAGCUGUAAAAAUAAUCCCUUUAAAUAUAGUCUAAAUGGAAAAGCAUUAAUCUUGGCAUAUAAGAGAGCCAUUAAUUUCUAUGAACUUUUUAGUAUUUAGAACUGUGCAUGUCUUUUAUGUAAUUUAUUUUGGGGUCUUCUAAAAGCUAAAACAAUUGCAAUGUGUUUUCUCUUAAUUGUUGAACUUUCAAAUAAAGUUCAAGGUUGUAAAUUAA
Messenger RNA from Columba livia (rock pigeon), 5555 nucleotides. It is a transcript of the gene IQCE, whose product is annotated as IQ motif containing E. NCBI's taxonomy places the organism in Eukaryota, Metazoa, Chordata, Aves, Columbiformes, Columbidae. Bases 187 to 2253 code for a protein of 688 amino acids. Gene Ontology annotation, molecular function: protein binding. The record is from RefSeq and is a predicted model, not a curated record. The transcript has 22 exons.